Molecule: messenger RNA, 744 nt
Organism: Cooperia oncophora
Lineage: Eukaryota; Metazoa; Nematoda; Chromadorea; Rhabditida; Trichostrongylidae
Source: the annotation of a GenBank genome assembly
AUGACGAACUCUCCUCGUUUGAACCGGAUGUGGAAAAGGAAGGCUCGCCAACGCUGCUUGGUGAUAAGCGUAUCGAAGGUUCGGUAUGGCCUAAAUCCAUACGCGGCUCAACGCCCAAAAUUAAAGGUUUCCUGUCAGAUUGAAAAAGCCGCGAACGAAUCUGCACAUUUUAUGCGGUUUUAUGUGCCAUGCCCUCAUUGUGGUGAAGCCCAGUAUCUUAAGUUUGGCGAUGAUGCGACAACCUUUGGCCUGAAAUGGGAGAAGGGCAAGCCGGAGACGGUGUAUUACCUGUGUGAACAUAAUGGCUGCGUGAUCCGUCAGUCGGAACUUGACCAGACCGACGGGCGGUGGAUUUGUGACAAUACCGGGAUGUGGACGCGUGACGGCCUGGCAUUUUACAGCGCCGGUGAUGAGGAGAUGCCGCCACCGCGCUCAAUCACGUACCACGUGUGGACGGCAUACAGUCCGUUCACCACCUGGGUACAGAUUGUUUAUGACUGGCUUGAUGCACUGAAGGAUCCGAACGGUGUCAAGACGUUCAUUAACACCACGCUGGGGGAGCCUUAUGAAGAGGCUGUGGCAGAAAAACUGAGCUUUGAGUUGUUGCUGGAAAAAGUCUGCCACUAUGAUGCGCAGGUUCCCCUGCGGGUGGUUUACCUGACUGCCGGGAUCGACUCCCAGAAAGAUCGUUAUGAAAUUUAUGUCUGGGGCUGGGCUCCCGGCGAAGAAGCUCUUUCUGAUUGA